Messenger RNA from Haplochromis burtoni (Burton's mouthbrooder), 1088 nucleotides. Its product is annotated as next to BRCA1 gene 1 protein-like. Gene Ontology annotation, molecular function: ubiquitin binding. The record is from RefSeq and is a predicted model, not a curated record. The transcript has 3 exons. The annotation marks the transcript as partial. Lineage: Eukaryota; Metazoa; Chordata; Actinopteri; Cichliformes; Cichlidae. Gene Ontology annotation, cellular component: phagophore assembly site. Gene Ontology annotation, biological process: macroautophagy.
GGAGGAUGUUGGUGCUCUAACUUCAGCUCUGCACACAAACUCACAUUGUGCAGUUCCUUACGUUCUCCUUGCAUGCCAGGAGCUGUUAUCUCUGCAGAUUGUGAAGCUGAGUGCGUGCUCUUCAUCACGGUGUCAGUUUUUAGAUGCAGUCUCACGUUUCCUCUCAUCCCUCUGGGCUGUUUCACUCCACAGCGUGUGCACCUCUUGUACUCUGUGCGAGCCCUGCAGCUUCUCCCACGAUCCCAGUCACAAUCUGGUGAGAGCCAGGACUCCCCUGUCCAUCCCGGAGCACGGAUCACCGGCCCCAGACCACAGCAGGUUCUACAGGCGGGGGGAUCGCAGUUUCCGAAAGGCAGAGAAGCAGCGGCUGAAAGCCGAGAAGCGCCUGCUGAAAGCUGAGGUGAAGGAAAUCCGGAAGCAGCUGAGGAUGGAGAGGCGGGGCAUACAGUGGAGCUCGUCCCAUCGAGACGGAAGCUCCUCCCCCGUCCUCCUGCAGCCUCGAGCCACACAGCACAACAGCCCAGAGCGACCAAAGCGCCCCUGUCCCCUGGUGGUUCCUGCCAUGACGGCAGCGUUUUUGGACGAAAACCUUCCUGACGGAACGCGUCUGCGUCCUGGGACCAAGUUUAUCAAGUACUGGAAGAUGAGGAACACUGGGACUCUCAGCUGGAGUGCUGAGACUAAGGUAAAGUCUCAAACAGCAGCUCAUUAACAGCUUGGAUUCUCCUGAGAGCACCUACACCAGAACGAGACCUGCUCGCCGUCUCAGAGCCGUGAAUAUCAUGGACGCGUCCAUGUGUGUACAGCACAGACGUGACCUGACGGUGUGCUGGCCACAGUGACGCAACUAUAUUAUUCGACCCACCGUUAGAUGUACUUUUUACAUUUUGGGGGAAGUGUAACUGUUGGCUGGGUUGCCAUAGAAACAGCUAUACUCAUGAUCCCAGGUGAUGAGCGUCACUGACCGGCGUGAUUACCCAACCUUUGUAGUGAAAUGUCAUCACUGACUAACACAAAUUUCAUGCUCGUCAUCACAUCUCAUGAGUUUCAGGUUCAGACCUGGUGCUUUUUGUUUGAAUAGGCUUAGU